AUGGCGACUUUCGAAGAGCAAGCUGCGAGUGCUGUAGCGAACGAUGUGGUGGCAGGAGUCGUGGUGAUUGCCAAGGAUAAAGAUGGGAAACUCGACUAUUCUAAAUCCUUUUCGCGCAAGAAUGGCACAGUUUAUAAUGAAGAUACUGUGCUGGCAUUGGCAUCGAUGUCCAAACUAAUGACUUCAGUCGCCGGCCUGCAAGUCGUUGAAAAGGGGCUCAUCACAUUGGAUGAAGAUGUGACACCCCUGCUCCCUUCACUAGCUAAGCAGGAGAUUCUGACCGGAUUCGCGGACGACGGAACACCUAUAACGCGUAAACGUCAGAACCCUAUCACGCUACGUCAGCUACUCACGCAUAGCGCGGGCCUUGGUUAUCCCUUCAUGCAUGAAGAAGUAGCUAAGUUUGUGGCCUGGAAAAAGUUGCCCCCGAACGCGGGAACGGUUGAUGAGGCAUUUGAUGCGGUUCUCCUUUAUGAACCAGGAGAGGGAUACCUCUACAGCAGCAGCAUUGACCGCGUCGGACAGGUCAUCGAGAAGGUCACCGGCCAGAAUCUCGAGGACUACAUGAGGCAAAACCUCUGGGGACCAUUGGGAAUGGACAGCACCACAUUCUUCGCGGCCAAAUACCCCAACAUCCAGGCGCGGCGAGUUCCCACGGCAAUUCGCAGGGACCCUAAGGGACCAAUAAUCGAGUCAUCUGAUGAACCAUGGUACACCGCCGGGGUCAAGGAGCCCUUCGGUGGGCAAGGCAUUUUUUCUAGUCCAGCUGACUAUAUGAAGUUGCUGUACUCACUGCUCGUGGAUGACGAGAAAGUGCUCAAGAAGGAGACGGCAGCGCUGAUGUUCCAGCCCCAGCUAUCACCUAAAGCUAAGGAGUCUCUGCUCGAGAAGAUGAAGAAACCCGACUGGCUUAUAGGAAAAUACACACCGACUAACGAGUAUGACUGGGGUGUGGGCGGAAUUUUGGUCGAUGGUGAUAAACAUGAGUUCCGCCGUGAAGGGUAUCUGAAUUGGGGUGGUGCCGCCAAUCCAUUUUGGUUUAUCGACCGUGCUGCUGGUGUUUGCGGUGUCUUCGGUAUUCAGCUCCUGCCGAUAUUUGACCCUCCGACGGAGGAUUUGAUCGCGGCUUUUGAGAAGGAAGUAUACCAGAAAGCAGGGAAGCUGUGA
This is a messenger RNA of Hypoxylon trugodes, 1167 nucleotides long. Its product is annotated as beta-lactamase family protein. Lineage: Eukaryota; Fungi; Ascomycota; Sordariomycetes; Xylariales; Hypoxylaceae. The record is from RefSeq and is a predicted model, not a curated record. Bases 1 to 1167 code for a protein of 388 amino acids. The transcript is spliced from 3 exons.